Sabethes cyaneus is the source of this 917-nucleotide messenger RNA. RefSeq lists its product as uncharacterized. Bases 37 to 849 code for a protein of 270 amino acids. Lineage: Eukaryota; Metazoa; Arthropoda; Insecta; Diptera; Culicidae. The transcript is spliced from 2 exons. The record is from RefSeq and is a predicted model, not a curated record.
GCAUCCAAAUUGAAUUAAACUAUCUGUAGUUCCAUAAUGAUUACGUUUAGUGUCGCGAUCUUGUUGGUUUCGGUUUCGAUUUCCGUGGCAUUUGACUGGUACUCAUUGACGGAGCAAAACUAUGCUGCAAUUCAGUCCGGAUUGGCCCAGCUGAAUCAGGCCGCUAAGGUCAUGAAUUCGUCGAUGGUUGAGAAUCAGCAAAUUUCGCAAAGUGCUAUCAGUGGCUUGGUGGUGCAUGUAAAUAAAUCAUUGAUAGCACUCCAGCGUAUUUAUCCGGAAGCUGCCAAUUUGUCAUCGGAUCAACUGCCAACCACGAUGUGGUACACUGGGUAUGUUGAAUCCGUUGCCGAUCAGUUCCGUCAGGCUUCCACUAACAAUGUAAUGAUGCCAGCCCAGGGCAUCGUGCGGAACAUUUUGGAUGCCAUGAACGACUUGUAUUCCAACCCGUCUCGCUCAUGUGCCGAAAGAUAUGCUGCUAACUUGGUACAACCAAGAAUUUCGGUGGGUCGCUUGAGAGAUUGUCUAACUACGAAUAUUCCUUUCUUCCGUGGAUUGACCGAAACAACUCAACUGCUGAUGCGCUACACUGAGGCAGCUGUGGAUGCAGUUAUUGCUCAGGUGCAGCUCUGUUCGCCAAAUUCAAGGAGGUGCAUCGCUAAGUUUUUCGGUGAUUUACCAAAAUUGUUGGGCAAUAUUGUAAGUAACAUUAACAAUCUUUACGGCAUGCCCAACGCUUUCUCACAACCAGCAAAUGAGAGGAAUCGGGAAUGCGUCUCGUUGAUCACAAUCGAUAUACAGGAGGCGAUCCAGAAUAUUAAAGCCAACGUUUCUGCUUGCUCAGGACAUUAGUCAGUUUCUGAAAUCUUAUUGUUUCCGGAAUGUUAAAUUAUUGUACCUAAAUAAAUUUCUCGAAAGAA